This is a messenger RNA of Labrus mixtus (cuckoo wrasse), 5796 nucleotides long. It is a transcript of the gene znf106b, whose product is annotated as zinc finger protein 106b. Gene Ontology annotation, cellular component: cytosol; membrane. Bases 11 to 4198 code for a protein of 1395 amino acids. The record is from RefSeq and is a predicted model, not a curated record. Gene Ontology annotation, molecular function: RNA binding; SH3 domain binding. The transcript is spliced from 20 exons. Lineage: Eukaryota; Metazoa; Chordata; Actinopteri; Labriformes; Labridae.
UUGUCCAGAAAUGGAAAAAAAAACAAUUCCACUUAUAGCAGUGGGGAGAACUCCAACCAACAACAAACGAUACAAAGCCAAAUCUAACUACUGUAUUCUGUGUCGCAGCUUAUAUCAGAAACAUGAAGCUCAUGAGCAUAUGCAUAGUAUGCUGCAUCACAGAGAGCUGGAGACAGCGAUGGGCAAGGAUACAUUUCAUGACUGUCAGGCGUGCAAGGUAUCCGAAUUGAGUUUCGAUGAGUAUGCAAAGCACAUAUCUACCUCUCAACACAAUGCCAAGUUGAAGACCUUGAAUUCAAAAAAUGUGAGCCCCACUCCUCUGUGGAACACUUUGGGCCCCGCCAUACUUCAACAAAUCAAGGAGAGAAACAAGUUGCUGAAGUUUCAGGAGAAGAAAGAAAUAAAAAAGAAAAGAAAGAGACAGAAGCAGGAAGCUGGUAGGAAACAUGUAGAAAUGAUGAAGGGAGCCACUGGAAAAAACAAAGGGGUGUCCAAAGUAGCAAAGGCGGAAAAAUCCAAACAAGUGAAAAACGCAAGGAUACUGAAACAGAUGCAGAAAACCCACCAGGGAGGAAGCAACAAGGCAUUUUUAAAAAAUAUAGAGAAUAAAGUGUCCAGUCUGCAGAGACCUCCUCACCAGAGACCUCCUCACCAAAAAGAGGCAACCUUGCAGAAUCAAAGUGAGAGAUCGUCAUCUUUGUCAGGAGGUCAAACUUUGCAUCAAAAUAAUGUCCGAGACCAGUUCACCCAAUCAAUUCAGCAGAUGAGCUAUGAUGUCAACAAUCCAAGCAGCAAAGUUAAAAUGGAGAUCACCCAAUCAGAUAGACUUUUAAACGGACUAAAAAAUACCCAAGGAGGGACUAGUAGUAUGCCAGGACAAAAAACAUGGCCAGCUAACAGCCAGUGUGGGUAUAACUACAAGCAGCUUAGUAGUACAUCAGAUUGCGACUUCACAAGUGAUAACCUCCCUAAGAAUGGAGGGCUCAUCUUUGAUCACUAUGAGAGUGAUGGAUCUAGUCAGGCAGGGCAAGAAGGCUCAAAUUCAGCAAAACCUGCUUCAGAAAACAACACGGCUACCAUACGGGAUGUUGACGUCAGUGCGAUGCUGCGGCACAUCAGGAGAGCGCUGGGAGUACGGGAGCCGUGUAGGGCAGAUCGUGAAGCUCGGAGGCAGAACAGUGAGGCAGACAACCGGCUGGCUGAUCUUAGCACUAUGCAUCAAAUUGGUGCUGAAAAGGAGCAGCCAGGUGGUAGAUCCAACUCCUCCCAGGUCAACUCCCCUGCCCCACCAUCCGGUUCUGGAAUUCAUACUUACAAUACAGCUCAAGCUAAGUCAAAGCAGGAGACACUCGGAGUGACACAAAGAGUGACUCAGCCAGUUGAGAAGAGCUCCGUGGUUGAAGGUGGCUCAAAUGGAGCUUUAAGCGGUGGGCCGAGAGAGUCUCAGGUGGCCCUCAAAAGCCAGGCUUUGGUCAACCAACAUUCAGGCCAGACCGCUACUUCUGAAACAAACGUAAAUAUCGCCCCCAAGGUCCGAGUUGCCCGUAAAACAACAAGCAAUUUGACGAACUUAUCAGACCAGAGUAAGCAGAGCUGGACGGAGAUGUAUAAAGAGAUGAAAUGGAAGAAGCUCGAGAGGGUGAAAGGGAUGCCUAGGUUUGGGAUUGAGGUGGUGAAUCAGACAGACCGAGAACGCAAGACACAAGCAGAAGACAACGACUUCCCUCUGUCAGAAGGCUUCCACUGGGAAUCAUUCCCAGACAGUCCUUCAGCUGCACACUGGACUGGACUACCUCCUCCUCCACCCCAGGACAAUGUAGCUAAUAACUGUCAUAUAGCAACGCAGUCAAAUUUACAAAUGCAGGAGCCUCUGGAGCAGCCUGCUGCAGGACAGGACGACAAUCAGACGGCUGAAGCUGUCCAUGUGAAGGAGGAACCAAACCUAGAAAGAGAAGAUGUAGAAAAGAGAAGCAACAGUGUUACUAACAAGAGGAAGCCCAACGUUGUAGUGCAUGAUGGUGCUUCUGAUGAGCAGCCCAGCAGAAAAAGGAAGAAAUCAAAGCCCCACAAGGACCAGGACCAGAUGGACCAGCUGUUGGCUGUGUCUCUGAGGGAGGAGGAGCUGAGCCACUCGUUACAGGAUCUGGACAAUUCUCUGGUUCAGGCCCGCAACGCCCUGCAAGCCGCCUACACGGAGGUCCAAAGACUGCUGCUGUUUAGACAGCAGUGUACUGCAGAGAUCAACAGUCUGAGGGCCAAGCGCAUCGAGAUCCUGCAGGGGAUGCAAGGAGUAUACUCAGGAGCAUCUAAUGCAGCAGAGAUAGCCACCACCUCCUCAGCAGGGGCUGUUACUGUCAUGCAGCCAAGACCCUCUCCCCUUCCUACCUCUGCUGCUUUCCACACCGCCUCCAACCAGCAACCGCUCCCCACAAACCCAACCUCCACCGUCAGCCAGCCUCAUCCAACCCCUCUUGACAGGCAGUUAAAGCAAGAAAUGUGCGAAGGACCUACGGUCUCCUGUAACCCUGAUAAACCUCAGGUUCCUGUAAACCAACCUGUGCACCUGUUUCCGCCUAAUCUCCUUCCUUCACUGCUGCUCACAUCACCACACUUAGCCGCUCCUACAGCUGCUUUUAACCCCCUCCCACAUCUCAGAGCGGAGAGUUCCACAUCAGUCAAUACUUCUCCUGAAUCAUCUUCCAGACUGCAGGGACAGACGGUAAAGGAGGGGUUAAAUGACCGCAUACAGAUGGUGAAUUUAGUCGAAGAUGAGGAACAGGAAGUCGAUCCAGAGGAAGAAUAUCUACCAACAAAAGAAAAUGCAUCAUCGGCAUCUCUGGUUGACAACAAAGGGAAUGAGAGUGACGACUCUGUGGAGAUGAUGGAGCCCUCAGACAUGGUGGUCAUCGAUAUCGAUGAGUCAGACAACGAGGAGGCCGUCUCAAAUGUUCCUGUCCACAAAGAUCCUCCUCAGAAGUCUGUCAGUGUGGAGUUCAGCUCUGCAGGCUCACAGACCAAUCAGAAAAAUAAUGCAGAGAGAAAAGUUCAGCCUGCAGUUAAACACACAGGUGAUCCUCCAGAGUCGGUUGAGCUGUGCGAUGAUGAGAAACUAUACUUGGGAACUUUCAUGAACCACACCGGCUCCGUCCAUGGCCUCCAAAUUCACGAUGGGCGGCUGUACACAUGUUCAGGGGACAACACAGCCCGGGCCUACAGUCUGAUGAGCAAGGAGUGCCAAGUGGUAUUUGAAGGUCACACAAACAAAGUCAACUGUCUAGUCGUGGCGUCCCUCCCGAACUUGCCUGUACGCCUCUACACCGGAUCCAGUGACCAGACGAUCCGCUGUUACAGCACAAAGACUAAUAGGUGUCUGGAGCAGAUCACACUAUCAGACAGAGUGUUGUGUCUGCACAUUGCCUGGAACAUUCUGUUCGCUGGACUCGCCAAUGGAUCAGUGGCCAGCUAUGACUUAAAGACUCUAAAGCAGUUGGAUGUGUUUGAGUGUCACGGCCCACGCGGCGUGAGCUGCCUCGGUACAGCACAGGAAGGCGCCCGCCGAGUGCUGCUGGUCGGUUCCUAUGACAGCACCAUCAGCGUACGAGACGCCAAGAGCGGCCUGCUGCUGCGCUCGCUGGACGGUCACACCAAAACUGUGCUCUGUAUGAAGGUGGUGAAUGAUCUGGUCUUCAGCGGCUCCAGUGACACUUCAGUCCACGCCUACAACAUCCAUACGGGCGAGUUGGUUCGUAUCUAUAAGGGUCACGGGCACGCUGUCACGUCAAUCGUCAUCUUGGGGAAAGUGAUGGUGACAGCCUCUCUGGAUAAACUGGUUCGAGUUUAUGAGCUACAGUCUCAUGACCGCUUGCAGGUGUACGGAGGUCACAGCGACAUGGUGAUGUGCAUGGCCGUGCACAAGAGCGUGAUCUAUACGGGCUGCUAUGAUGGCAGUGUUCAAGCUGUGAAGCUCAACUUAAUGAAGAACUACCGCUGCUGGUGGCAGAAUUGCUCUCUGAUCUUUGGCCUGGCAGAGCAUCUUGUGCAACACCUAGUCCGAGAUCACAGCAACCCAAAUCUGCAGACUGUGAAAUGUCGCUGGAGGAGCUGCAGCGCUUUCUUUUCCACACAGCAGUCGGUCAGACAGGAGUUGCCUGAACACAUGAAGAGCCACGUGGAGAAGGACAGCCGAGUGCAGCCCUGACAGCCACAAUGUGGCAGAUGAGAUCAGGGGUUUUUCAAACAUUUACAACACAUCAGAUCUUUUUUUUUUCUCGUUGGUUCUAAGGUUCUUUUCAGGAUAGUGUGUUUUAUCUAACACUAAUUCUCAGCAGGGAGUAGGAGCAUUUUGUCUUGUUUCUCCUCUGUGACCUCGGUGGCAGCGAGUGAAGACAGACCACAUGUUGUUGAGCCCUGAAGCGGUUGCUCGGCGAGGUCGAGAUGUUGAGUCUUUUAACAGCUCUUAUUAACUAUCAGUUGAAGUUAUCAGUAACUAAACUCUAUUUUAAGAGUGACAUGAAUCCUUACUGUGCGUUUGGAUCUAUUGGUCAGCAUGUUUAUACUUCUCACUGUCAAUAUAUGGCAUGGCUUUAAACACCACACAGGAUGAUAAACAGUUUUUACAUACACCUCAGUGUAUUUUUAUGUUGAGAAAGUUCAACUUUGAACUACUUUGAAAAUCCUACAUAUUACACGGUGUGUCUGGAUUUGAAGAGGAGGUCAUAAACAGUAUUCCACCUCUUUCACAGGGAUCUAGAUCAAUUACAGCGGAAAAAUCACCUGCCCAUUCUUUAUCCUCGGAUAAGCGCCUACAAACAAAGUGCAUCUUGUCAGUUUUGGCAUUCACUGUGUUGUGCUUUGCUGGUCGCAGAUAAUGUCGCUAUGGGCUUCAAGGUGAGAUUCAGAGUGAAAUACAGAGGUCUGAUAAGCCUCACUUUUUUCAUUUCACUCAUGGAACAUGUUUGCACAUGUGCAGUAAAUAUGCUACUUUAUUCUCCCUCAUCCUUUAAAGAGACUGAUGUGUCGUAUUUUGGUAGAUAACUUUUACAGGUGAUGUACAUCCUCAAAACAGGCAGCAAUCGGAUUUUAUACCUUAUCCUAAGACAUCAGCUGUUAUUGGUCAUUUGAGGAAUGAUAAGGGCCUUCUCUCUUUGCAAUCAGAGGGUGUUUCAAGAUGUCGGUAGGAUUUUUAACCCUUCUUAAGGUUUUCUGAAACUUUAAAGUCAGAAAUGGAUGACAGGUCGAUUGACUAAAUAAACAGAUUUUACUUGAUUGUAAUUUGCAUUGAUAAAAAAGGGUGAAAUUUGGGAAAAAAAUCUGAAUUUUAAACGUACAAGCUAAUUUUUAGCAACCUGCACCUUCUUUAAAAGUUGCACAAUUUGUAAGUCUGCUUUCGAUCUCCGCUAUCAAUUCCAGAUUUGAGGUGUUUCAUCAUGCACUGACAUGACUCGUUCGUUUGCUUGAUAUCACAGCGUAGAGUUAAUUUAUCCUUAAAUCUUCGUGACCCAGACUAUGGUCUCCUGUCAGACAUGAGAACCUUAUUCCUACAUCUUUCAACAUAUCAGCCGUUUAUUUAUCAUAACUUCAACCUUCUCCCGAGCAUUGCUGGUGGCAAUGCCCUUAUUGCUUAUAUGUUUAGACAUUCAUCCAUCUUUUCCUGCAGUGAAAGAAAGUCGUUUAGAAUCUGUUAAAACAUCAACUUGAAGAAUGAGGCCUUAUUUUUUGUAAGUCAUAUUGUACAGUGUAUGUUUGAAUGUGUUUCAUACCUACUGAACGUGUACAGCAAUAAAAAAAAAACAAAUA